UCCACAGCGCUGGAGAGAGAGUAUAGUGGGAGAGAGAGAGAAACAGUAGUCAGUUUGACAGAUAAGCACGGCGGAUGACUUGUCUCUCUCUGAAUGUACCGUGAGCAGGAGAGCAAGUAAGUACCAAGAGUACCAGCCAAGGCAGUUCUCCAGAUGCACAAACACACACACAGAUUCCACAGCCUGGUACAGACAGGGAGCGUGUGAAGAGAGAAGAGUGUCACAACUAAGUUUCCAGGUGGGUCAUCAAAGGUUUCCCAAGCGGAGUCUAUCAAAGUGUAAUGGGUUGCCCAGAUCAGAGACUUUUCCUCUGAUCCUGCAAAGAGAGCUAGUCCUCACACUGAGCGACCCCCGCUCAUGGAGAAGCUGACGGAGAAAGACAAGGAGCUGAUCCGAGGCAGCUGGGAGAGUCUUGGCAAGAACAAAGUUUCACACGGAGUCGUCAUGUUCUCCAGACUGUUUGAACUAGAGCCUGCGCUCCUCAACCUCUUCCACUACAACACAAACUGUAGCCCCACACAAGACUGCCUCUCCAGCCCUGAGUUCCUGGACCAUGUCACAAAGGUAAUGCUGGUGAUCGAUGCAGCAGUCAGUCACCUGGACGACCUCCAUACCUUGGAGGAUUUUCUGCUCAAUCUGGGGAAGAAGCACCAGACAGUUGGGGUUAACACCCAGUCUUUUGCUGUGGUGGGGGAGUCCCUUCUCUACAUGUUGCAGUGUAGUCUGGGUCAUGGGUACACUGGCCCACUGCGUCAGGCCUGGCUCAACAUGUACACCAUUGUAGUGGCGGCCAUGAGCAGAGGAUGGGCCAAGAACGGGGAACACAAGACUGACUGAAACAUUUGCUGGGGUCUGCUACCAGUCUCUGUCUAAUCACCUUCAUGGUUGCUACGGAGUAAGGUUGUAUAGCUCACAGCCUGAAGGUUUUGAUUGCUGUAUUUUUCCUCAGUGGGUCAAGGGUUACAGUAGAGGGAACGAAUAAUGUUAUGACACUUGACACCACAAACGAUGGUUGAAUCACCUGAUGUUCACAGAGUUAACUGUUUUUGCUGGGGAUGUUGUAGCUGUAGAAAAUGCUGCUAUAACGUUGUGGGGAUGUUAUGUGUCAACCAGCUUUGCACGUGCUCUAAGUCUUCAGUUUGAGUUCCUCAAAUUAGAGAAUUGGUUAAAUUAAUGUAAUGACUGAAUUUGCUUUGUAAUUUUUUUGUUGUUGAUAUACAGUGGCUUGUGAAAGUACU
This is a messenger RNA of Salvelinus sp. IW2-2015, 1238 nucleotides long. It is a transcript of the gene ngb, whose product is annotated as neuroglobin. NCBI's taxonomy places the organism in Eukaryota, Metazoa, Chordata, Actinopteri, Salmoniformes, Salmonidae. Gene Ontology annotation, biological process: oxygen transport; response to hypoxia. Gene Ontology annotation, molecular function: oxygen binding; heme binding; oxygen carrier activity. The record is from RefSeq and is a predicted model, not a curated record.